AUGAAGUUUGUUGUUAGGGCACUGUUUUUGUCAGCUGCCGCAUGCGCUGUUCAUGCGGGACUAUUGUCUGGUGGUCAUCACGGACAGGACUCCUACGUCUCCUCAGCUCUUAGUGCCCCGUCUGCCUCAUAUGGAACACCAUCAACUGUAUACGGACCUCCUGCUUUGAACGAUGCCAGUUUAGGAGAUCUGGGUCACGUGUCUGGCGGUCUUGAAGGAGGAGUAAUUUCGGAUGACCAUGCCUUAGACCAUGGACACGGACUUGGCGGUUCAGGAAUAUUGGGUGGUUCCGGCCUUGAUGCUGGAUAUUCCGAUGCUGGUAUACCUUCUGGUGUUCCUCUUGGAGACGAUGGCCUAGGCUCUGGAUUAGCAGGACCUUUGCCAGCUGCUCUUUCUGCUGGCCAGUACGGAGCUGGAGCGGCAUUAGGAGGAGCAGCUCUUCAAUCUCCUAGAGUCAUCGGCACUACUGUUUCAGUAGGACGACCAAACGUUCAGGCUUCACAGUACGAACUCCAAUCCGUUGUGCAGAAUGUUGUACGUCGCGUCCCAAUCAUAGUAACACGCCACGUCAAAGUGGCUGUGCCACAGCCUGUCCCCGUACCUGUACCUCAGGAAGUCAAAGUACCAGUACCUCAACCUUAUCCAGUGCAUGUUGAUGUUGUCAAACACGUGCCAUACCCCGUAUACAAGACCGAACACGUCGAGGUAGAGAGGCCAGUCCCAUACGAAGUGGUGAAGAAAGUGCCAGUGGAAGUGAUCAGGAAGGUGCCAGUGCCAGUUGAAAAGCCCUAUGAGGUCAUCAAGAAAGUGCACGUUCCCAUUGAGAAGCACGUAGAAGUACCCGUGCCGGUCUGGAAACCAUACCCUAUUCAUAUCAUCAAGCAUGUCACUCAUUACAAAAAGAAGCAUUGCUGCUGGUGA
Messenger RNA from Achroia grisella, 921 nucleotides. RefSeq lists its product as uncharacterized. The coding region runs from base 1 to 921 and encodes 306 amino acids. Lineage: Eukaryota; Metazoa; Arthropoda; Insecta; Lepidoptera; Pyralidae. The transcript has 2 exons. The record is from RefSeq and is a predicted model, not a curated record.